AUGGCCAAACCGGACGGACUGCAUCGCAUCGCUUUCGACUUUCCCCGCAGCACCCCUGCGCAUGUUGUUAUGCAGCACGGCGCUUCGACCAGUCAAGGCCAACCUGACAAGAAACUCCGAGCGGGGCAGCGGCUUUUGCACAGAGCGCAGUGCAGUGGCAACCUGAAGCGCGCUGCUUCUGAGAGCGGAGGGCAACCAGCUGAUUUGCGCUCGACCUCAACUCAAAGAGUGGCCGGCAAUCGUGCCAGAGCCACAGACUGCUCUGCGCCACGCAUUUUGUGCAGGCUAUCCUCGCACGAAAGCCCAGGCACCUUUUAG
Messenger RNA from Effrenium voratum, 318 nucleotides. NCBI's taxonomy places the organism in Eukaryota, Dinophyceae, Suessiales, Symbiodiniaceae. The record is from the annotation of a GenBank genome assembly.